GAUCAGGCAGAUGCGCUCCAUGAAGCUCUGAGCGAAUUUGCAGUCAUCUUGGCCAUGGAGGACAAAGACCGGCAGGACAGGGAGAGGUUUCUGAUAGAGUUUCCACAGGUGAAAAUGAAGCUUGAGGAGAGCAUAUCUGAACUCCAUGCCCUUGCAGGCAGGGUUGACAAAGUCCACAAGGACUGCACCAUCUCCAAUGUGGUGGCUGGCUCCACUGGCGCCGUCUCUGGCAUCCUGACCGUCCUUGGCCUGGCUCUGGCUCCUGUGACGGCAGGGACCAGUCUGGUGCUCUCGGCAACUGGGGUGGGGCUGGGAGCUGCAGCUGCUGUGACCGGGGUUUCCUCCAGCAUCGUGGAUUAUUCAAACAGGUUGUCGGCAGAAGCCAAGGCCAAAAACCUGAUGGCCACCAGCAAUGAUGUAGCAAAGGUGGUCAAGGAGGCUGUGGGUACGAACACCUCCAAAGUGAUUUCUUUAGUCACCAAAUGCUCCCGAGACCUGCAAGGCAUUGAGAAGAACAUCCGUGCCUUCACCCUAGUCAAAGCCAACCCCCGCUUAGUAGCCAGUGCCCGGAGUCUCAUGACUACUGGGCGCAUCUCAGCCCGAAGCAGUAGGCAGGUGCAGAAAGCUUUUGGGGGCACUGCUCUGGCAAUGACCAAAGGAGUCCGCCUGGUGAGUAUGGCCACCGUGGGCAUCUCUCUUCUGAUGGAUGUGGUCACCCUUGUGCAAGAGUCAGUGCACUUGCAUGCGGGGGCAAAGACAAAGUCAGCGGAAGAGCUGAGGCAGCAAGCGCAGGAACUGGAGAAAAUGCUGGAGCAGCUCACCCAGAUCUAUUGGGUGUCUCAGUCAGGCAGUGGCUUCUUGGUGGUAGUGGUGGUGGUGACGGCAGCAGAGUGGGGGAAGACUUGGCAAGUGCCAGUCCUGUUUGGGGCCAGAUGA
This is a messenger RNA of Carlito syrichta (Philippine tarsier), 936 nucleotides long. RefSeq names its product apolipoprotein L3-like. The coding region runs from base 55 to 936 and encodes 293 amino acids. The record is from RefSeq and is a predicted model, not a curated record. The transcript has 3 exons. Gene Ontology annotation, biological process: lipid transport; lipoprotein metabolic process. Gene Ontology annotation, cellular component: extracellular region; membrane. Gene Ontology annotation, molecular function: lipid binding. NCBI's taxonomy places the organism in Eukaryota, Metazoa, Chordata, Mammalia, Primates, Tarsiidae.